Meyerozyma guilliermondii ATCC 6260 is the source of this 789-nucleotide messenger RNA. RefSeq names its product 40S ribosomal protein eS4 (gene RPS4A). The transcript has a single exon. NCBI's taxonomy places the organism in Eukaryota, Fungi, Ascomycota, Pichiomycetes, Serinales, Debaryomycetaceae. Gene Ontology annotation, cellular component: ribosome; cytosolic small ribosomal subunit. Gene Ontology annotation, molecular function: structural constituent of ribosome; RNA binding. Bases 1 to 789 code for a protein of 262 amino acids. The record is from RefSeq and is a predicted model, not a curated record. Gene Ontology annotation, biological process: translation.
AUGGCUAGAGGACCAAAGAAGCACCUUAAGAGAUUGGCAGCUCCAUCCCACUGGAUGUUGGACAAGUUGUCCGGCACCUAUGCCCCAAGACCAUCGGCUGGUCCUCACAAGUUGAGAGAGUCUUUGCCUUUGGUUGUGUUCUUGAGAAACAGACUCAAGUACGCCUUGAACGGUAGAGAAGUCAAGGCUAUUUUGAUGCAAGAGCACGUCAAGGUUGACGGUAAGGUCAGAACCGACUCCACUUUCCCAGCUGGUUUCAUGGAUGUCAUCACCUUGGAGGCUACCAACGAGCACUUCAGAUUGGUGUACGAUGUCAAGGGUAGAUUUGCUGUCCACAGAAUCACCGCUGAAGAGGCUUCCUACAAGUUGGGUAAGGUCAAGAAGGUUCAAUUGGGUAAGAGAGGUAUUCCAUACGUUGUUACCCACGACGGUAGAACCCUCAGAUACCCUGAUCCUUUGAUCAGAGCCAACGACACCGUCAAGAUCGACUUGGAAUCCGGAAAGAUUUCUGACUUUAUCAAGUUUGACACUGGUGCUUUGGUUAUGGUUACCGGUGGUCGUAACUUGGGACGUGUUGGUGUUAUCACUCACAGAGAAAAGCACGAGGGAGGUUUCGACUUGGUGCACAUUAAGGAUUCCUUGGAGAACACUUUCGUCACCAGAUUGACCAACGUUUUCGUCAUCGGUACCGAGGCUGGUAAGCCAUGGGUUUCGUUGCCAAAGGGUAAGGGUAUCAAACUCUCUAUCUCCGAGGAGAGAGACAGAAGAAGAGCUCAACAAGGUUUGUAA